This is a messenger RNA of Spirodela intermedia, 13547 nucleotides long. NCBI's taxonomy places the organism in Eukaryota, Viridiplantae, Streptophyta, Magnoliopsida, Alismatales, Araceae. The record is from the annotation of a GenBank genome assembly.
AUGGGGUUUCUGGUUGGAUUGAUACUGGGGGUCCUUCUCGGCCUCGGCCUGGUGGUCGCCUUCGUCUACUCCGAGAACUCUCGGUCCAGACGCCGCUCCGAACUGGUAAGCUCGGUUCUUUCUUCGUCUAUGUUAUUUGUCAUGGAUUCCUAAUCAUUGUAAACUAUUGCCACUGACGGAGUUAGUUCAUCAGAUGAAUCUUAUCUUUACUCUUUAUCUGAGCCUAUACCAAGGAUUUAUACUUAAAAACAGCUGGAAAGAAUCCUAUGAUCAAGAGCUCAGUGGAUGCCUGUUUGAAGCCGCGAUCACAACUAUAAUCUAGUGACCCCUACAGAGUCCUCUCAGGAAAAUAGUCUGCCAAUUUUACGCUGCCAGUCUCUAAUGCAUUUCCCCGUAAAAGUGAAUGUGCAGCUCCUUAAUUCUAACUUCGAGGGAUUUUGGUGUUUUUCUUCUAUUAAGUUAAAAAUGACUUUUCUUGUUAAGCAUCAGUCGAAGUCGAUCUUGUUAUCAAUAUUCAGUUAGAGGCAAGGACUUUUCUAGUUUGUGUUGAUCAAAGUUGGUGGGUGCAGUUUGUUGUACGUUCUUAGCUUUGAGGUUAUUCCUUUGUGCUCUUUUGAAGCUGUCCAAUCUUCCACAUUAAAAAUUUGCCAAUGACAGAUGUGUAUAGAUUGAAGGUUAUCAUUUAUAUUGGCGUAAAGAUAAAUACACAUGUUUUAGAUUGCAUGAAGUGAAUAUUAGCACUGCCUUGUGUACAGUAUUCUGAGCAGGACCUGUUAACAGAGGGAUUGAUGAGUGCAGUAUUAAGGAUACGAGGAAAAUUACAUAAGGGAUUGGUGAAAUAGGGAGUGACAUCUCAAGUGGAGCUAGUAUUAUACAGUUUACCUGGAAAUCUUGUCGUUUGGUGUAUUAUUUAAUUUAAUCAUAUUGUAUUUUUUAUAGUGUGGAUGUGAAUCACUGGAAAGAACCAUUUCCUAUUAUUUUUUCAGGCUACUACAAUAGCGGCAUUCUCAAAGAUGACGGUUGAGGAUUCGAAGAAGAUUCUUCCCGCUGGAUACUACCCUUCAUGGGUUCUCUUUACUCAGUACCAAAAGUUGAGCUGCAUGCUUGGGGUUUAAUUAUCCUUCAAUUAUUUGUUGGCAUUACUGAUUGUGUUUCUAUUUUUCUUGCAGUUGGACUGGCUUAACCUUGAGCUGACAAAGAUCUGGCCUUAUGUGGAUGAGGUACAUUAAAAUUAUUUUUGAGACUCUUCUCGCCGGGGUGGCACCUCUUUUAUCUUCCUUUCAUUUUUUGCAAUCCACGUUUACAGGUGGAAUGCAAACGAAAGGGGACACUUUUCUCUUUGUUAUAUCCUAUUGUGACUUUUCCUUUGUAUUUUUUCACAGGCAGCAUCAGAGUUGAUAAGAAAUUCUCUGGAGCCUGUUCUAGAGCAGUAUAAAUCUCUUGUUUUGGAUUCUCUCAAGUUUUCAAAGCUCACUUUGGGAACGGUCGCUCCUCAGUUUACAGGUUGGUUUUCCAUGCAGAACCUUAGACAUGACUAAGGAUUGAAAGUUUUUGGCUCGAAAUGCACUUUUUAACUGAUGUUUUAUGUCUUCCUUAGCAUUUAUAAGUGUAAGCACAGGAUACUACUUUUUGCUUACCUCUAAUGGAGCUACCGCUUCAUAGUCUGAUUUCCCCUUGAUUAUGCAUUCACCUGAUGUCAAUCAGGCAUCUUUUUCUUAUGUCAGCUUGAAUUUACACUGAACAGGUUAAAUUCUUGUGAUUUAUCUGUUGAUGUUAUGUAUUACUGAGAGUCUUGCAUCAUGAAAUUCUUAGCAUUGUACUUGGGUGUACUGGAGAUUUGUCAAAAUAAAUGGUAGAUUUAUUUAUUUGGUAGCCUGUGGUUUUCUUUCCUCAGGCUGGCCCUAAUCAACGAGUUUUAUGAAGAGAUGUGAAUAUCCAAUGCCUGAACGUUAGUGAGAUGUUCAGACUUUUUGGAGAGGCACAGGACAAUAAGCAGUUAUAAGCCUAAAUAUUGUUUCUAGCAGUGUAUGUUACAUUCAAAAGUUACCAUCACUCUCAUAGCAGUUUUGUUUGUUAAUGGAAAGAAAAGAAAAGGAAAUAAAGGGGACCAAUGUGUAUGCAUGUACUCUGUGAACUAUCAGAGUCUACCACUAAAGUGGUGCUACAUGACAUAAACUGUAGAACAAUAGAUAGUUGGGAAAAGUCGCUAUAUACAAUUGCCCUGGCCACAAAAAAGGAAUGACAUUGUCAUCUAACUGAGGUCCCAAACCAGCUAUGUUUCUCUAAUAAAUCUCUGCCAUUGGCUACGUAGAUCUUAGCACCAAUCAUCCACAUUGAUAUCCUAGAGAUGUUCCUUCACACCUUGGUGAUUAUUUGGUUUCACCAAUGUCUUAUAAUCUAGUUCUUUUGUAACACUUCUGUUUAACCACUCCAUAACCUCUAUCCUUGAAUGUCAUUCGGUAGUUCACUUAUUCUUCUCUUAUUAAUGCCAUGGUUUCCUUGCACAUGUGCUUCUAUGCUGGAAAAUUUACGUCUACUUAUUUUCUUCCUUUUUGUAAUUGUUUUAGAGAUCCUCUGUACAGUAUAAUAGUAUCUUUAUAAGUGAGAUUACGGGCUUAGUUAAGGUUAGCCCCUCAGUAUUAUAAGUAACCAAUUCUUGCUUUUCUGCUUUCGAAAUUCUGCACCAUUUUUUUCCCUUUCCCUUUGUUACAGAAUUAUUGUAGUGAGCAGUAUCCCUAGGUAAAGUAGCGCUAAUGAUUGCCUUGACACUGCAGUAGCCCAUGGACCAAUGUUGUUAUAGGAAAGGGAUCCCUAAAAGAGAGAAACAUAGAGCAAGAGUAGGUAUUGGAGCAGAAUAAGAUUGAAACAAAAUAACAUUGUAAAGGGAUGUACAUGAUAUUGGCAAACAUAAUGUUAUUAGACUACAGAUGGAAACUGCAUGGCUGCAUGAGAAAACAGAUGAUAGGCUAUUAGCGAGUGAUGAAGAGACAAAUAAGUGGUUGUUUUCAGCAUCUGUUGCAAAAAAAUGUAUAGAAUAUGUUGGAUUGGGCUACAGGUCAUGCUGCAAAAGAGUGUGGAAGAUGAAUGUAUCACAUCAGCAGAAGUACUGAAUGUCUAUGGUGAUAUAUCAUGAUGGUGUAUGUAUACAGUUCGAAUCGUGUUAUUAUUAGAUCUCUUUUUAGUUGUAGGUUCUCAACAAGGUUCAAAUUUGGAUUUCUAUAUGUUUAUUGAGUGUUCCACAACUGAGGAUCUGUGAUGUAUCGUUAUGCACGUUCAUUGUGAAUAACUUAGUUACAGAUGGACAACUUUCGUUUAUGACAUAGUUACAGAUGUUCUGUUAUUCUGAAUGUCUUAGGUAAAGAUGUUCAAAUUUGUGAAUAGUAUAAUUAUAAAUGUAUACCUUACAUACCAGGAAAUUAUGGCUAAACACAACUACGAAACAUUGAAGACAAGCUUGAUAUUCGGGCAUGUAAGGCUAUCGUGUAUAGGAGUUAUUGAACUGAAACUGAAGGCAUAGUGCAGUCUUAACAAGCUUUUGGGAGACUGACUUGAAAACCAAAAACUUAAAAUUGAUGCUAUGACAUUUCGGCAAUUGAAAGCUGCUUUGCUAGAAGGAAAGGUUAUUGUGGAUGUUACUUACAUCAGAUUGCUGAAAUUAAGAGUUGUAUCUGGGUUAUUUAUGUCAGGUCGUACCACUUGAGUUGUACAGGAAUUGUUUUGGUCAUAGUGAUUAAACUUACCAAUCUUGUAUCGUGUAAAACAGACAAAAGUAGGCGUCGGUAAUGUGAUUAUCAGAUGCAUCACGAAUUCUUUCAGGUGGGACGGAUUUGUGUUGCACAUUAAGAGGUCAACUAAUGUGAGGAAGGGAUGGUACUUUUUGCGGGUGUUGUAUCUGUUGAAUGAAUGUGAAGGAGAAUAAGGUUUAAAGGGACAUCUGUAGGGUUGAUAAUGGCAGAUUUCGGCACCUAGUUUCAUAUGGGAUGAUUUCUGUUGCAAACGUUUUGUGAGUAUAAUUAAGCUCGACUGUAAGAUGUGAGGUUGUAUAUUCUCUUCUCUCGUUUGUUGUUUAUGGUGCCAAUAUUGUCCAUUCACUGGCUUUCAAAAUUGUGCUUAUUUUCUUGGGUAGUUCGUUUAUUUAUCUAUUUUAUGUAGUUAUUCUGCACACAUUUACUUGUAUUAUCCUUUUUUGCAUUACUGUUCAGUAUAGUUCAACUGUAGGACAUUGUUGGCAUAGCAAAGUUUAGGGCAUGAGAAAUGGAUGAUUGGAUCUCAGGCUGCCAGCAGGUGAAUUUACUCAAGUGCCUGGUGAUUUGCAUCUAAAUCCUACCCAACAUUUCUCUGGAUAACAAUGACGUUAUGUGUGCCUUUGCAAUCAUUGGCAAUUAAGAGAUGCUACAGAUAUCUUUUGGUUCCCCUCCCUCACGCUAAAAGGAAAGCAAGAGCAAGAUAUCACCUCUAGUUGAGACUUGGACUCCGUUUCUCCCUCACUCUCUUUACACUUGACCCUAGAAGAUUUUAUUCAUAAUACUGGCAAUUUUUGGCAAUGUUUUGUUUUUAUGUUUGUACUCAUUUAUCAUUUACUAUCUUUGAUGUACUGCCCAUGUAGAUCAAUCUCUUUCUAUGUGAAAGCCUGAGGAGGUUUACUUUUGCUCGUUAGGUAUCACAAUCAUUGAGAAUAAGGGGCGUGAUGGGAUCACCAUGGAAUUGGAGUUGCAGUGGGAUGGAAAUCCUAGCAUCAUACUUGAUAUUCAGACAAAACUUGGGGUGUCACUUCCUAUACAGGUGAAAACACUAGCAACUUGUUUGAACAAGUGCUGGCAAGUUGCUUUAAACUCAAACGUGUGAGAAUAUUGUCUUUCCCUUUGGCCUCAAGUUUGAGAUAAUGAAUUGUUUGCAUGAUAUCUUUUGUUUAUCCCUUCUUCCAUAUUGUGCAGAUGUAUCUAGCAUAUUGUUUUCUUGUAGUGGUCAUUUAUGAAAAUAUUAUGUAGUAGUGGGCAUCAAUCUUCUAUUUGAGCCUUUAAGUGAGUCAAUUAUGGACUACUUAAUGGUCUCUCCCUUUCUUUCUUCAAAAUAAGAGGGCUUGGCCUACUAUAGAUGUAAUCAGUAUUUAAACUGGUGUAGAGGUGAAUUGAAAUUUUUUCGUGAAUCUACUCUAAUAGGAUUUUCUAGGCUGCUCUAGUGAGAAGGGAGGGAAAAUACCUGAUCAAGAAGAUCAAGAUCCUGAUUUGACAUGGUAUCAGAGCUGGUUGAGGCGUGAAGCAUUGCAAGGAAAAGGACAUGCCUUCCAUCAAGUAGAAGCAAGCAUUUAGGAGGUCAGUCGACAGCAAUUCUUGAUUUCAAGAAUCAAGAAACAGGAGAUGCCUAUGGGCCAAGAAGCUUCUGCAUCCAACUCAGUCAUGACAACAAUUGUUGGUGGCCGAGACAAAAUAAUGUAUGCACUGCUAAGUAUUCCUGAGUGCUUAAAAUUUAACGGUACCAAUCUGUACCAAUGGGAGAAAUUUGUGGAGUUAACCCUUCUUGGAAGAGGUUUGUCAGAGCAUCUAAUUAAUGAUCCUAUUGGUAUGAAUGAUUCAAAUUACAAACUUUGGAAAUCUGAGCAAGCCUUUAUUCAUUCAUGGCUCCUUGGAACUAUGAUAGUAGAAAUGUGUGAUAACUUUCUUUAUAUGACUACCGUGAAAGAAUUGUAAAGUGAAGUCCAUAAGAAUUGUUCUAAGCAGUAGAAUGAUUGGAAGAUCUACGGGCUAAAUGCCAAAGCAAUGAGGACAAUACAAGGGGAGAAGACAAUCAUGAAGUUAUCAUGUGAAUUGAAGGCUAUAUUGCAUGAGAUUGAUCAUUAUUGACCUGUGAAGAAUCCUCACUCCGAAGAAAGAAAUUACGUAUUAAAGUAGAGAAUGUUUACAUUCCUAAUGGCUUUAAAUCUAGAAUAUGAGAGUCUUUGGAGUUAGAUCCUACACAGAGAGAGCGCACUGAAUUUGGAUGAAGCCAUCGGUAUUGUUAUGGAGGAAGAGAGUCGACUGCAUCAACUCUCAGAUCCAUCAAGGCCUAGCUUGUUUUCCACCAAGAAAAUUGAAAAAAAUCAAGCCAAGAAGUUCAGCAAGAUUAUAAGAAUUCAAUUGAUCAAGGACAAAGGGCUUCAAAUGACUAUAAGGAUAGUCUUUGGUGUUUUUUUGCAAAUGCAAAAGACAUACUAGAGAAUCUUACUGGAAGUUGCACAAAAUCGAAAGGUAUAUGUUGCUGCUUCUCAGAGUCAUGAAGGUGGAGAACAAGGGUAGACAAAAGAACAAAUAGCAAAGCCUACUCAUAAAUGUGGAGAGGACCUUAUGAAGAUAAAGGAAGAAUUAGAGUGACUCAAAAGCAUGUUGAGUUCUACCUCAUUGGCAUGUUUAGGUGAAAACAAAGUAUUUUUCAGUAAUACUAUUAUCCCAAAACUCACUAGAAUACAUUGGAUUGUUGAUAUUGGUGCCAAAGAUCACAUGACACCAAAUGUCUCUAGAUUCAUUAAUUGUUUAAAGAUAAAUAGGACACAUAAGGUCCUUAUAGUUGGAAGAGGGAUCUUAUCAGUGGCGAGUAUUGGGAGCAUCAAAAUUAAUGGGUUGAGUACACUUAAAGAUGUACGUCAUGUGCCUAGAGUUGAGGCACAUCUUAUAUCCUUAUAAAAACUUGUGCAAGAUUUUAAUUGCAAAUUUAUUCUUGAAGAUGAUGCAUGUUUUCUAAUUGAUAAGGUGUCGGGGUAGAGGACUAGACAUAUUAGGUGUCAAGAUGACCUUCUCUAUCUGGAAGAUCAAGAUGUAGUAUGUCUCUCCUCUCUUAAUCUUUUUGGAGACACUAGGAGCCAAAUCAUACUUCAGCAUAGUCAUGUUGGGCAUCCUUCUUUUGAAUUGAUGAAACAUUAAUUUCCUACCAUUCGUAAUAAGGUUGAUGUCAAAACUUUGAUUUGUGAGGCCUAUCAAUUGGCCGAACACAACCGAUUUAUAUUUCAUUUUAAGAAUGAAAGGAGUUUAGUAUCACUAUAUCAGAUUCACAAUGAUAUAUGGGGGCCAUGUCAGAUAUCUAGUAUAUCUGGUGGCAGAUGAUUUAUGCUAUUUGUUGUUGAUUGUACCUGAUUUAUAUGGCUUCUUCUUAAGUCUAAAGUUGAAGCUGCUCAAAUUAUCCCACAUUUCUUUAAUUUUAUAGACAAUCAAUUUGGAACAAUGAUAAAGCAGUUCAGAAUAGAUAAUGCCAAAGAGUAUUUCAACACUAUGAUCUACCCUUAUUUUGCUCAAAGAGGCAUAAUCCAUGAAUCAUCAUGUAUUGAUACUUCAUAACAAAAUGGGCUAACCGAAAGAAAGAUUGGCCAAAUUGUGGAGACAGUUAAAGCACUAUUAUUCCAAAGAAAUGUACUCAAAUAAUAUUGUGGAGAGUUUAUGUUGACAAUUACACAUCUUAUAAAUCACAUACCAGCAAGAUUAAUUGGACAUUAGAGUCCAAUUGAUUUAUUGUCUAAAGCUUAUCAAAAUGUAAAGUUGCGAACGAACUUAGCUCCCAAGGUGUUUGGUUGUGUGGUAUAUGUUCACACUACUAAUACUCAAUUGGGUAAGUUGGAUUCUAGAGCACAUAAGUGCAUAUUUGUGAGAUACUCAUCCACUCAAAAGGGCUAUAAAUGUUAUUGUCCAGCAUCUAGAAGAUAUUAUAUCUCUACAGAUGUUAUAUGUAAUGAAUAUGAGAUGUAUUAUAAAAGGACCAAAGAGCCUGAUAUUCAAAGAUCAUAAAAUCCUUUAGUUACUAGCUCGAAAGACCCUUGCCCUCAAGUGACACAAAUAUUUAGGAGACAAGUUCAGACAAAGUCACCUAAUACAACAAUCACGGUUGAGGAAGAAAGGGUGGACAAUGUAACUGAACCAAUGCAGCUGGAGGAAGAUGAUUCAAGGCAAAAUGAGGUCAAACAACUUGAUGUAGGCCUAGCUGAAGAUGAUCAGCUCGGAUGGCCUAUUGCCCUAUGUAAAGGGGUAAGGAAUUGUAGAAACAGACUAAGGUAUCCAAUGGCCAAUUAUCUGUCAUAUGAUAGAUUGAGUCAGGAGCAUAAAGUAUUAUUGAGCUCACUUAAUACGACGUGUACCAAAAAUAGUUGAUGAAGCAUUAGCUAGAAAAGAGUGGAGCUAGGUAAUGGAUGCAAAAAUGGAAGCCUUGCAAAAGAAUCAUACAUGGGAUCUGGUUCCUCUCCCAACUGGUAAGAAGGUUGUGGGGUGUAAAUGGGUAUAUACCCCGAAAUUCAAUGCAGAUGGGUCACUUGAAAGAUAUAAUGCACGAUUGGUAGUAAAAGACUAUACUCAAUCAUAUGGGACUGAUCAUCUUAAAACCUUUGCUCCCAUUGCUAAGCUUAACAUUGUGAGGAUAUUGAUUGCUCUGGCAACUAAGUUGAACUAGGAAAUACAUCAAUUUGAUGUCAAAAAUAUAUUUCUACAUAGUGAAUUGGAAGAGAAAGUCUACAUAACUAUACCUCCAAGAUAUCCACUAUCCAAUCAAUUAGGAGUGGUUUGUAGACUAAAGAAAGCCCUCUAUGGUCUCAAACAAUCUCUUUGAGCUUAUUUUGGGAGGUUCACCAAGACAAUGAAAAGUCAAGGAUAUAAACAGAGUAAUGCAGACCAUACUUUGUUCAUCAAAUAUAAUUCGUGUGAAGGUAUGACUAUAUUAAUUGUAUAUGUCAGUGAUAUAUUGAUCACAGGUGAUGACACAAAUGAAAUUCAAAAUCUGAGUAAAACCUCUCACAAGAGUUUGAUAUUAAGUCUCUUGGGAGACUAAGGUAUCUUCUUGGUAUUGAGGUGGCACACUCGAAAGAAGGUAUCUUUAUUUCUCAACAUAAAUAUACUAUUGAUCUGCUCCAUAAAACUGGACGACUUGCUUGUAAAUCAAUAGUCACACCAGUGGAUAUAAAUGUGAAACUUGAAGCAAGAGGUGACAGUCCUCCAGUUAAUAAGGAAUCCUUCCAAAAGUUGAUUGGAAAAUUGAUUUAUUUUGAAUCAUACUAGACCAGAUGUGGCAUAUGCUGUGAGUUCCUUGAGUCAAUUUAUGAAUGACCCAAGAGAAAUUCACUUACAAGUAGCAUAUUGUUUUCUAGCGUAUUUGAAGAAUACUGUAGGACAAGGCCUAUUAUUUUCACGAGGUAGUGAUAGUACUGUGGAAAUAUAUACAGACGUAGAUUAUGCAGGAUCAGUAAGUGACAAGACGUCAACAUCUAGAUAUUGUUCCUUCAUCGAUGGAAAUCUGGUCUCAUUAAGAAGUAAGAAGCAAAAGGUGGUGUCUAGAUCUAGUGCAGAAGCUGAGUUUAGAGCUAUGGCUCAAGUUAUAUGUGAAGCAAUAUGGAUAAAAAUACUACUUGAAGAUUUACAUCUGUACUCUCAAGGUUGCAUCAAGUUAUACUGUGACGAUCAAUCAUCUAAUGUUAUUGCCCAUAAUUCAGUCUAAUAUGACAGGACAAAGCACAUUGAAAUAGAUCGUCAUUUUAUCAAGGAAAAGAUUAAAGAAGGGAUGAUAAACUUGUUGUUUAUCAAUUCUACUAAUCAAGUGGCAGAUAUAUUCACCAAGAGGCUGCUGAGACCAACUUUACAGAAGCUUGUAUUCAAGUUGGGCAUGUCUAACAUCAACACCCAACUUGCAAGGGGUUGUCAGACAAGCUAGGAUCUUGUUAUUGUAGUGUUUCUCUUCUAUUUGGGCUCUUAAGUGAGUCAGUUAUGGACUACCUAGUGGGCCCUCCCUUUCUUUCUUCAAAAUAAGAGGGCUUGGCCCGCUAUAGAUGUAACUAGUAUUUAAACUGGUGUAGAGGUGAAUUGAAGUAAGACUUUUCGUGAAUCUAUUCUAAUGGAAUUUUCUAGGUGGCUCCAGUGAGAAAGGAAGGUGAAGACCUGAUCAAGAAGAUCAAGAUCCUGGUUUGACAAGUAGAAACGAGAUCUAUUUAUCCAUAUUUAGUCUAUUUAUUACUUUGAAGGAGAACUCGAGCAAUCUGGCUAGUGGCUGAGAUUUGAUCCCUAAGCUGAAAUUCUUAAGUCGUUUGAUUUAUGGUUACUGUACUAAGAAAAAUCUCAAUCUUUUUUAAAACUAUUGCUGUCGUGUUGCUGUAUCUAAUUAAUUACUUUCUUGCUGGGCAUUGUUGAAGAAACUAUUUCAUCUGCUGCUAGAUUGCUCACGAGUUCUACAUUUUUCUCCAUGGUUCUUCUCACAUGUGCUAGUUACAUUAUAGGAAUGCUAUGGAUUAUUCCCAAUAGAACCUGAGCUUCAAUGAAUAAACUGAAAAUUCAACCUCCUUACUUCUUGCAAAUUUGCUUCGAGAUUCUAACCUCAGGGAUGCCACCUCACUAAAUUCUGACUUCAGAAAACCUCAUUGAGUUUUAUGGAUCGAUUGCUUCUGGCAAUGAUCGAGGAAAUUCAUGGCAUCCCCUAUCCCACAUAUAUUUCAUAUAUUCGGAGCGUGUUACAAUAAUCAGAUGAUUUGCUAGCAUAUCAACGAGGCACAUAUUAAAUCAGCAAUUACUAUCUUGUCACGGGCAUCACUCUCAGCCGAUCUGCUCUUUCUAUCUGGUUCUCUUUUAAGUCGUUCUAUGAUCACGCAUACAACAGAAAAUUUUCGAUUUCCGGUCUAUGCUACUAUCUGGGCCUUUCUUGAGAUGCCCAUGCAUGCUAUUAUAUUACGGAAAUUUUGUUUCCGUCCCAGUGAUUAUCUCGAAGUUCAACAACAAGAUGAACUGCUUGUCCAACGUCAUUUUUUCCCCUUCAUUUCUAUGGGAAGAAAGCAUACAUUGGCCAUUGUUACUAUGAAUUAUGUGGUUACAUCAAACUGAUGAUAAAAAAACUAAUAAAUAUUUAUGCUAAUUGUCCUUGUCACAUCCCUAGGUGAAAAACGUGGCAUUCACUGGGGUAUUCCGACUGAUCUUCAAGCCAUUGACGGACCAAUUCCCCUGCUUUGGUGCAGUUUCUUAUUCACUGAGGCACAAGGUGCGGUUUUAGGAUGACAGCCUUGAAAUAUGGUAGCCAUAUCAUUGAUACUUUUUUAUCAUUUUAAGUUUAUUUUCUGGAUUUUUCCUAUGUUUUACAUGCAGAAGAAACUUGAUUUCACUCUGAAAAUUGUUGGUGGGGAAAUAUCAUCAGUGCCUGGAAUCUCGGAUGCUAUUGAGGUUAGAAGAGAAUCCAAAUCCAAUUCAUCUCUUUUGCGUUUUGCUUUUUGAUUGCUACAGUAAAAGGUAACCAAUCAUGCAGGAAACUAUACAUUAUGCUAUUGAAGACACCUUAAUAUGGCCUGCAAGGAAAGUUGUUCCAAUCAUCCCUGGUGAUUAUAGGUGGGGACUUUUAGUGGUCUAAGCCUGGAACUCUGUGCACACAGAUAUACUAUCAUUUGCUUGUUCCACUAACUGAAAAUACUUAUUGCAGUUAUUUGGAGUUAAAAACUGUUGGGACGUUGGAAGUGAAGCUUGUUCAAGCAAGGGGAUUGACGAAUAAAGAUGUUAUUGGGAAAUCUGAUCCCUAUGCUGUUCUCUAUGUUCGCCCGUUACAUGACAGAAUGAAGACGAGCAAAACGAUAGUAUGCACUUUGCAUUUUUUUUAUUGUUUCUCGGUCUCAGCCCUUCUAAAUUUGAAGUCACUAACUGGAUUUUGUUUUGCAGAACAAUGAUUUGAAUCCCAUCUGGAAUGAACACUACGAAUUUAUCGUUGAAGAUCCAUUGACCCAGCAUUUGGUUGUGAAAAUUUAUGAUGACGAAGGAGUCCAAAAGUCUGAGCUCAUUGGUUGUGUUCAAAUACCGUUGAAGGACCUUGUGCCUGGGAAAGUGAAGGAUAUAUGGUUAAAUCUUGUCAAAGAUUUGGAGAUUCAGCGAGAUAACAAACUCAGAGGACAGGUUGGUCUGUUCCCAUGGAGUACCCAGUGCCUGUUGUAUCUUGUGGAUGAGAAUGCUUCACUCUUUUUAGUAAAUUUUUUGGAUUACGAUUUCUUUUUUCAAAAAAAUAGAGGAAUGGAGAAAGAAAGAAUCAGGACAGUAGUUGAUCUGAAUUUACCGGUUUUCCAGAAUAACAGUUUCAAAAAUGGUGACCAUGGUUUCAUAAGUAUAUCCCUUUUCCAAAGAUAUUCCAUGAAUACUAGCCAUAGUGUGAAACACCAAAGUAUUCUUAUGCUCAUUUUAGUGUAGGUUUUUUGUUCUUUGUUUGUAUUUUCCCUCUCACCUGCAUGAUUUUGUUUGUCCGCUUUUUCCAUUGUUUGCAAAAUUCUUGCGUUCAAUUGGAAAAUCUUAUCUCAAUUUUCUCUUUUGGGCAUUUAUCCAACUUCCCAAUGGAAGAAUGGUUUCCAUUUUUUUACUAAUUUGAAGUAUCUGUUUUUUGUUGUCCUCUCCCCCAUGCAUCGUUAGAUCCCUGCUAUAUGCGGUACCACUUGCUAUUCUUGCGCAAAUGUUUCGUGUAUCUGACUGGAGUUUUGAAUCUGUGACAGGUCCACCUGGAACUUCUCUACUUUCCCAAUGGAAUGGAUAGUGGGUUCUCUAAUCCUUUUGCUCCCAGGACGUUCUCAAUGACAUCUUUGGAGAAGGCUCUCAAGAAUGAGGCAAAUGGAAUCGAUGACACUACCUCCGACGGGGCCUCUAACCAUCGGAAGAAGGACGUCAUCAUAAGAGGAGUCCUGUCUGUCACCGUCCUUUCUGCAGAGGACUUGCCUGCCACGGAUCUUAUCGGAAAGGCUGAUCCGUAUGUUGUGCUCCAGAUGAAGAAGGCCGAAACAAAGAACAAAACGAGGGUAUUUCUUUUUAAAUGAGUCAUCAGGCUCUUUUUCCCCGCACUCUCUGAUUGCAUAUACUCUGUGCCUUUUUCAGGUGGUGACUGAUAGCCUAAAUCCAGCUUGGAAUCAAACGUUUGACUUUGUCGUUGAAGAUGGGCUACAUGAAAUGCUUAUUUUGGAGAUAUGGGAUCAUGACACAUUUGGGAAGGUAUGUUCCCAUUUUAAGUUUCUUGUGUGAACACCAAGUUCAAUGCUGUCAUCUUUCAGUGGUCCCCAGUUGCACGGUCAUCCUGUUUUCUUUUUUAUGUCCAUCAUCAAAUACCUAAUAUUAUUGUAUUAUUGGGCAUAAUUGGAAGAACAAUGGGCCGUUCGAUGGAAUACAACUCGAGAAUGAGUGGAAUUGGCCCAUCUAUAUAAACAGAAGAUUUAUUAUUGUUAUUAUUUAUUAAUAUGGGUCUUUCAUCAUCUGUCUGUGCCGGUAAUAAAAAUAUGACAUUUCCUGCUUAUCAAGCUGUUGACUCAAAAUAAAUAUGCAACCGAUGGAAUAAGCCAUCUCUAUAAGUUGACUGUAUACUAAUAAUAAUUACGGAAAUAAGCAAUUCUAAGGUAGGUUCUGAAAGGUUGGGAAGUCUUACAUAGCUGACUUUUUUUCUUCUCUUGGUUAUUUGACCAGGACUACAUGGGGAGAUGCAUCAUGACACUGACGAGGGUCAUAAUAGAGGGAGAGUUCUCGGAUAGUUUUCCCUUGGAAGGCGCCAAGUCUGGGGUUGUGAAUCUGCAUCUCAAGUGGACGCCGCAGCCAAUAUACAGGGACUCAUAA